GCUUGAGAUAUCCGCGGAGGAGGAGGAGCUGUCAACAAAAAAAAAGUUGUUUGAGUUUUUUAAACCAGGAGAAGGAAAAAAGAAAAAGAGUUUUCGAACCGGCGGAAUAUCGCGUGUGUUGUUGUUUUUUUUUUUUUUUUUUUUUUUUAAUUUGUUGUACCUUGGUAUGGAAUGACACCGGGAGCCUCACCGGGACCUCCGAAGGACGACGAAAGCACACGAUGGCAACCGGACUGGCGAAGUGGUUCGGCCUCACCUCCCUGCUCUGCUCCGGCUGCUGCGUUCUGGAGGGAAGGAAAGUAUGCCAAGGCCUCACCAACCAUUUGAACCUCCUGGGCUCCAAAGACGACCACUACCUGAACAUGGUGAAUACCUACAGCAACUGCAGCGUGGUCCUGGAGAACCUGGAGGUCACCUACAUGGAGGAGCACCGCAACCUGUCCUUCCUCGAGUCUAUUGAAGAAGUGGGCGGCUACGUGCUGAUCGCCCUCAACACGGCCUCCAGGAUUCCUCUGCAGAACCUGCGCAUCAUUCGAGGUCACUCGCUCUACGAGGGAGCGUUCGGCCUCGCCGUGCUGACCAAUUACGAGAAAGCUACAAGUCGGGUGACCAGCGAGCUCCUCCUGACCAGCCUGACGGAGAUUCUGAAAGGAGGAGUUAAGUUCGGGUCCAACCAGCCGUGCAACGUGGAAACGAUCCAGUGGAACGACAUCGUCAACGUCGACAGCAAACCCAAGAUGGUGCUCCCGUUGCCCAUCAGCCAUCCGCGCUGUACGAAAUGCGACCCGAGCUGCUUAAACGGUUCCUGCUGGGCACCCGGCCCUGAGAACUGUCAGACACUAACCAAGCUGAACUGUGCACAGCAGUGCUCUAAGAGAUGCAAAGGGGUCUCGCCCAGCGACUGCUGCAACGAGCACUGCGCUGCAGGCUGCACGGGACCGCGGCCCACCGACUGUCUGGCCUGUCGGGACUUCCAGGACGACGGCAAGUGUAAAGACUCCUGCCCGGGCCUCAUGCGCUACGACCCCAACCUGCACCAGCUGGUACCCAACCCGCAAGGGAAGUACAACUUCGGGGCCACCUGUGUGAAGACCUGCCCACACAACUACGUGGUGACUGAUCACGGAGCGUGCGUCAGGACGUGCAGCGCCAACACGUUCGAGGUGGACGAGGGCGGAGUCAGGAAGUGCGCCAAGUGUGAAGGACUGUGCCCGAAAGUGUGCAACGGACUCGGGAUGGGGAACCUCACCAACAUCCUGUCCAUCAACGCCACCAACAUCGACUCCUUCAAAAACUGCACCAAAAUCAACGGCAACAUUGCGAUCAUCCACCCGUCGAUUCACGGAGAUUCGUAUACCAAAACGCCAAAAUUGGAGCCUUCCCAGCUUGAUGUGUUUAAGACGGUGAAGGAAAUAACCGGAUACUUGUUGAUCCAAACGUGGCCAGAGAACAUGACGUCGCUCAGCCCCUUUGAGAACCUGGAGAUCGUUCGAGGACGGACUAAGCAGGGUAGCCGCAGCGUCAUGAUGUCUCAACUCGGCAUCCGCUACCUGGGCCUCCGCUCCCUGAAGGAGAUCAGCGACGGAGACGUGGUCAUCGUCAAGAACCGGAACCUGUGCUACACGGACAAGAGCCACUGGGAGGCGCUCUUCAAGUCGGGGAGCCAAAGAGCCAAAAUCGAGGACAACGCCGACGCUGCCGCGUGCGCCCGGUCGAACAACACGUGCGACAGGAAGUGCGCCACGGACAGCUGCUGGGGCCCCGGCCCCGACAUGUGCGUCGCCUGCCGCGACCACAGCCGUGCCGGGAGCUGCGUGGACUCCUGCAACAUCCUGGAGGGAGAGCCCCGGGAGGCCGUCGUGAAUAAAACCUGCGUGGACUGCCACCCCGAGUGUCGACGCACCAACGGGACCGCGACCUGCAAUGCACCCGGCUCUGGAAACUGCACCAAGUGUGCCAACUUCCAGGACGGCCUGUUCUGCGUGGCUCGGUGUCCCCAAGGCGUGCCGGGCGCGGACGACAUGCUGGUGUGGAAAUACGCCGACGUGACCAAAGUGUGCAAGCUGUGCCACAAAAACUGCACUCAAGGGUGCGUGGGGCCCGGUUUCAAAGGCUGCCAGACUAAAAGCCACUCCGGCCUCUCCGUGAUUUCGGCCGGCGUGGUCGGCGGGCUGCUGGCGGUUCUCAUCGCCGGCCUGUCUGUGUUCGUGUUGCUACGCCGACGCCACAUCAAGAGGAAGAGGACCACGCGCAGACUCCUGCAAGAGAGAGAGUUGGUUGAACCUCUGACUCCGAGCGGGGAGGCUCCAAACCAGGCUCUGCUGCGCAUACUGAAGGAACCCGAGUUUAAGAAAAUCAAAGUGCUGGGAUCUGGAGCUUUUGGGACAGUUUACAAGGGCCUGUGGGUUCCAGAGGGAGAGGACGUGAAGAUCCCCGUGGCCAUCAAGGUGUUGAGAGAGGCCACGUCACCGAAGGCAAACAAAGAGAUCUUGGACGAGGCCUACGUGAUGGCCAGCGUCGAACACCCCCACGUGUGCCGCCUGCUGGGCAUCUGCCUGACCUCCACCGUGCAGCUCAUCACCCAGCUGAUGCCCUACGGCUGCCUGCUGGACUACGUCAAAGAGAACAAGGACAACAUCGGCUCCCAGUAUCUGCUCAACUGGUGUGUGCAGAUAGCCAAGGGGAUGAACUACCUGGAGGAACGCCACUUAGUGCACCGGGACCUGGCGGCGAGGAACGUCCUGGUGAAGACUCCUCAGCAUGUCAAGAUCACCGACUUCGGUCUGGCCAAACUCCUCAACGCCGACGAGAAAGAGUACCACGCGGACGGUGGGAAGGUACCGAUCAAAUGGAUGGCUCUGGAAUCGAUCCUGAACAGAACGUACACCCACCAGAGCGACGUGUGGAGUUACGGCGUCACCGUUUGGGAGCUGAUGACAUUCGGGACCAAGCCGUACGACGGGAUCCCGGCCUGCGAAAUAGCCGGCGUCCUGGAGAAAGGGGAGCGGCUGCCUCAACCACCGAUCUGCACCAUAGACGUCUACAUGAUCAUGGUGAAAUGUUGGAUGAUCGACGCCGACAGCCGACCGCGUUUCCGGGAACUGAUAGCCGAGUUUACAAAGAUGGCCCGGGACCCUCCCCGAUAUCUGGUCAUUCAGGGCGACGACCGCAUGCACCUGCCGAGUCCCACGGACACCAAACUGUACCGCAGCCUGAUCAGCGGGGAGGGCAUGGAGGACGCCGUGGACGCGGACGAGUACCUGGUGCCGCAGCACGGCUUCUUCAGCAGCCGGAGCACCUCCCACACCCCGCUGCUCCACUCCACGAGCCUGAAUAGCAGCAUUGGAACCUGCCACGGCAGAAACGGCUUAUUGAACGGAUUCCCGAGCAGAGACGGAAGCAUCGUCCUCCGGUACAUCCCUGACCCCACGGACAAGCUCCUAGACGAGGCCUUCCUGCCGUCUCCAGACUACAUGAACCAGAACGGCCUUUCAGACGUGAUGAACCCCGUCUACCAGCACCCGGGUCCGCCCCGCGCCGCCCUCCCCACCAUCUCGUCCGACGACGCGGAGACCGAGUACCUGAACUGCUUUAAGAACGGCGGCGGCGUCGAACCCGAGUACCUCAACGAGAUCGCGUGCCCCGCCGUCCUCCCGCUCGCCUCCAACGGCACGGCGCCGCGCGGCGUUCAGAGAUGCCAGGCCCAGAACAGCAUGGACAACCCCGACUACCAACAGGAUUUCACUCCCACCUUCAAGACCCACGCCAACGGGCACAUCCCGGCGGCUGAAAACGCAGAGUACCUGGGCCCGGACUGAGGGGCGGCGAGUGGACACGGACAAUACAACUCCGGACUUGUUCCAUUAACUCGGGGCAUCGAUGUAUCGGCCCGAGAAGGCGUAGCUAGGUGGUACCAUCAAUUAUUAUCCAUGUCUUACGGAGUCAAAGUGAACCCCCCUUUUGUGGAAGCUUUCCGUGUUGUUUGCAUGCAGGCGUAGCUGUCACUCAAAAAAAAAAACCUUCUCAUUCCAAAGACCUUUUUUUUUCUUCUCACCACCAAACCACAAAAUGACUUUUUUCUUGAUCAAAGAUGGACGGAAGAGGACUCAGUUGAGCUGAGAGUCGCUGGAUCAGAUGCGUUUAAAAGGGGGGAAAAAACCUCUCUAAAGGUCGCGUGGGAUGUCGUACGUCGACUGCUUUAAAAAAAGAAAAGGAAUGUGAACGACCUCCUUUUUUUUGUUUUUGAGAAAAAGAUUGAACUGCCUCCAUUUUUAGGAGGCAGAAGGUCGACGCCGCGAGAGGACAGAAACCGGCGGCUCGAUCCCCGGAUCGCAAACCCUGAAGGUACUCGCGCUGUCCAAUCACGAGUCGGAUACGCAAUCGGUAUCCGACUUGCAAAAAGGUAUCGACACGUUGGGAUUUAAAGGGUCGACGGCGGCGCACGGCCCCCCCCCUGUGGGCGAGUCGAGAAGACCCGAAGGGGGUCCCAAAGCGAAGGGGGUCCCAAAGGGGGUACCGAAGGGGGUACCGAAGGUUCGAGUCAACAAGGAGAAAGAAAAAUGUUGCAGUCGGUUUAAAUGGGAAUACUGGAGAAUUGUAUUGUUUAAAAUAUGUUACUUUUAUGCUCUUAAAACCGUUCUGUAUGCAUCACACACUGGUUGCCCCCCCCCCCCCCUCAUGUGUGUCACACUUCCUGUGUGAUUGUGGCUUUGCAGUUGAAGAACCUGCAGCGCCUCCUGUACCAUGGAGCAUAUUUGUGUCCACCCACAAAGUUUAAGCUUUGUGCACCCAGGAAGUAGUUUUUUCUGGUCCUCCAUUUUUUUGAGUUUUUUUUUUUUUACUCGUGCAACAAAACAGAUUUUAUGUUUUGGUUUUUUUUUACUGUCUUUGGUCAUUUGAGUAACGUGUUUUGGACUUUUGGUUUUUUUUAGAUUAGAAGUCGUGUUUCCCCGUAAACACAAGUGGGUUUUACAGACUAUUCGAACGGCUCCAGAAACAAACAGCGUUUCUGAUGUUUCUAUAUUAAUAGCUGGAGACUCUUUCUUUUUUUUAUAAUACAGAAAUGUAGACCGUUGUUUCGCGCAGGCUGUCGACAACCUACAGCAUCUCUGAAUUUGCUCCUAGCUUUAACGUCUCGUGCUCUUGCGAGGCCAUUACACUUUGCAGAUAUUAUUCCUAGUUUUAAAGGAAUAUACUAUUGUAGCAACCUGAAAAGCCUACUUUUUUUGCAGAUUUUACACAGGUACAUGUACAGAAAACAGUGAAUAUACUGUACUAUACCCCCAACAACAAAUAGUCACCUAUAAUUUAUACUCCGGACACAGUUUUUCUUUGUCACAUCGUACGUGAAUAUGCACUCAUUCCUGAAUUGUGAUUAUUUCAUUCGAAAGUGAACUUGAAUAAAUCAUUUUUUUUUC
Molecule: messenger RNA, 5417 nt
Organism: Cyclopterus lumpus (lumpfish)
Lineage: Eukaryota; Metazoa; Chordata; Actinopteri; Perciformes; Cyclopteridae
Gene: egfra
Product: epidermal growth factor receptor a (erythroblastic leukemia viral (v-erb-b) oncogene homolog, avian)
Exons: 28
Coding region: 222-3818 (1198 amino acids)
Biological process (GO): cell surface receptor protein tyrosine kinase signaling pathway; positive regulation of kinase activity; positive regulation of epithelial cell proliferation
Cellular component (GO): signaling receptor complex; basal plasma membrane
Molecular function (GO): ATP binding; epidermal growth factor binding; epidermal growth factor receptor activity
Source: RefSeq, a predicted model, not a curated record